AUGACGAUGACGACGGGGAUAUCCUCGAUUGGAACCAAGAAGAACAGCAUUAACCGCGCGAAGGUGUCGUCGACGAGAAGAACACGAAGAGUCCGAGCUGCUCUUUCCAGCAGCGGCAGCAAAGGGAGCAACUUUGUGGUGCGCGCGUCUUCGUCUUCGUCUUCUCCUUCUGACGACGAGAACAACUCUUUGGGUAUUAAAGAUACGAUCAUCGUCGGUGGUGGUGUCUCUGGGUUGUCCACGGCGUUUACGAUGAAAUCGAAGAACGCAUCGUGCGAUAUCAUGGUCACGGAAAUCCGAGACCGCGUCGGAGGGAACGUGACCUCGAAGAAUGACGGUCAAUACAUAUGGGAGGAAGGACCGAACUCGUACCAACCGGGAGACGCGGUGUUGAAGUUAGCGUGCGACGCCGGGAUGAAGGAGGAUAUCGUUCUCGCGAACCCGGAUUCGGAUAGGUACGUGUUGUGGGAUGGGGAGUUGAGAGCGUUGCCAAAGGAUAUACCGACCGCAGUGCUCGGGGAUUUUUUGACCUGGCCCGGGAAGAUUCGAGCUGGUUUAGGGGCGGUGGGUAUUCGCAUGCCGAAAGAGGAAGGUAAGGAGGAAACGGUGAAGGAGUUUGUAUCUAGAAAUUUAGGCGAAGAGGCGUUUCAGAGAUUAAUUGAACCGUUUUGCUCGGGCGUGUACGCCGGUGAUCCGGCGAUGUUGAGCGCGGAAGCCGCGACGGGUAGAGUUUCGGUAUUAGAGAAUAAAGGUCCGUGGCCGGGUUUGUUUCCGGGCGCGUUGAAAGCGCAAUACGAAGGCGCGAAGAAGAAGAAGGAAAAUCCGAGAGAUCCGAGAUUGCCGGUGAUUGAGGGUCAAACGGUUGGGAGUUUUAAAGGCGGUUUGCAAACGUUACCGGAAGGAUUGGCGAAGCAGUUAGGAGAGGGCAUCGUGAAGUUGCAGUGGAAGCUGAUCAAAACGGAAAAAACCGAGGACGGUCUGUUCUCUUUGACGUACGAAACUCCAGAAGGGGAGAAGAAAGUGAAGGCGAAAUCCGUCGUGUUUACGCAACCGGCGUACGUGGUCGCGGAUACGGUGCGAAGUAUCGCGCCAGAAGCUGCGAAAUCGUUCGAGAAGUUCUACUAUCCACCUGUUGCGUCUGUCACCGUCGCAUACAAACGCGACGCGUUUAAAUUAGACGGCCGUUCAGCCUUGCCUGAAGGCGGCUUGACCGGUUUCGGUCAACUCCAUCCGCGAACGCAAAAAGUGCGCACGCUAGGCACCAUCUACUCCUCCUACUUAUGGGCCGACGACGGACGAUGCCCUAAAGACGAAUUCAUGAUCCUCAACUACAUCGGCGGCGCCCGAGACGUCGAAAUUCAAAAACUCAAUGAAGACGAACUCGUCCAAGCCGUCCACGCCGACGCUUUAAAAACCAUCUUAAAACCAGACACGCCGUUGCCGAAAAAAGUUGGCGUUCGCAUGUGGUCCAAAGCUAUCCCGCAGUUUAACCUCGGUCACUGGAAACUCUUAGACGAAGCUAAAGAACUUUUGAAAAAAGAAAAGUGCAGCGAAGAGGACGGUUUAUUUUUAGGCGGAAACUACGUCGCCGGCGUCGCGUUUGGCCGGUGCGUCGAAUACGGCGUCGAUCAAGCCUCGGACGUGUUGAACUUUUUAGAUAAGCAGAGACGAACCGUAUAA
Messenger RNA from Bathycoccus prasinos, 1680 nucleotides. RefSeq names its product protoporphyrinogen oxidase. Gene Ontology annotation, molecular function: protoporphyrinogen oxidase activity, oxygen as acceptor. Lineage: Eukaryota; Viridiplantae; Chlorophyta; Mamiellophyceae; Mamiellales; Bathycoccaceae. Gene Ontology annotation, biological process: porphyrin-containing compound biosynthetic process. The transcript has a single exon. Bases 1 to 1680 code for a protein of 559 amino acids. The record is from RefSeq and is a predicted model, not a curated record.